AUGGUCGGCGGUUCGGGCGGUUCGAGCGACCAGUGGAAGAUCAGAAGCUUAGAUCCAUCUGACGGUGAAAGCGACAUUCACGAAAGACGUUACGAGGUCUCUCACAGCAACUACGAGAGCCGUAACGAGGUGUGGCGGAAUCACGAGAGCGCGGUCGACGUGGACGGCGGGGAAGCGGCGGACGUGCGGCGAGCGCCGGAAGAGGAGGCGGUGGGGGUGUUUGCGGGGGAGCAGGGGAGGGUCGGAGGCGGAGGAGCGGGGGAAGCAGGCGGGGAUGCUGCGCGGCGGUCAGCGCUGCUGGAGCAAAUCUUGUCCGCCAAUCUGCGCCUCUCCGCCUUUGCACAGGGCUCCGACGCAGCCCCUGAACCUCCCGUACAACCGUCCGUUUCUCCCCCUAGUUACUACCAACCUUCGCCUUCUCCCCCGCCAGCUGCGCCAAACACGUCAUCCCCGCCAUCCACGCCAUCGUCGUCCCCCACCCUGUCAACCGGAGCCAUCAUUGGCAUCGCUGCGGGCGGCAUCGCCCUCCUCUGCGCCACCGUCGGAGCCAUCCUCGUUAUCUUCCUGUGCGCUAUAAGAAGACGACGCAAAGCUGAAAAUGCCCCUCCGGGCAUCAAACCCAUCAACCCUAACUACGACCCUGAGGUAGCAGCAGCCGCUGCAGCCGCAGGAGCCAUGGGCGCCGCAGGGGCAGGAGCAGCAGCAGGUGGAACAGGAUCAGGAGCAGGAUCAGCGGCGGGAUCAGUACCAGGGUCAGGAAACUACAUUCGGCCGAUCAUCGUGGGCGGGUCGUCAGGCACGCCUCUGGUGUGCCACCAGUACCCGUUUGACCUCAUCCGGCAGGUCACGGAGGACUUUUCCGAGACGCGCAGGAUUGGCAGCGGCGGGUACUCGGAUGUGUAUCGAGCUGUUGACCCCAUGGACCCCACGGUGCUGUGGGCGGUGAAGAGGGCGAAAGUGAUCACCAAUGACUUCAAGCGAGAGAUUAACGAGAUGGCAUCGAAGCACCACCCAAACCUGGUGCGGCUGCUGGGGUUCUGUGUGGACAUGGAUGUGGUGAACGAGCGCACCGAGCAGAUCCUCAUCUACGAGUACAUGCUCAACGGCGACCUCGAGACCUGGGUAGGACCAGACGCGCCCAGGUUCUUGACGCUGUCGCAGCGGUUUGCGAUCCUGAUAGGGGCGGCACACGGGCUGGAGUAUCUGCACAGCUUUGGCAUCGUGCACCGGGACAUCAAGCUCGCCAACAUCCUGCUGGACCGCCACAUGCACGCCAAGGUCGCCGACUUUGGCCUCGUGCGCAUGGGCGAGGGCACCUCCGUCGGCACCACCCGCAUCCUCGGCACUCCCGGCUACGUCGACCCCGCCUAUUCCCGUACUCGCAGAGCUACAACAGCUACAGAUGUCUACAG
Messenger RNA from Closterium sp. Naga37s-1, 1412 nucleotides. Lineage: Eukaryota; Viridiplantae; Streptophyta; Zygnematophyceae; Desmidiales; Closteriaceae. The record is from the annotation of a GenBank genome assembly.